CAGCAGGGCGUGCACCGCCACACACCGCGGGGCCCCUCAGCACAGGCAGGGCGUGCACCUCCAGGCUCCGUGCACCCCCCGGGGGCCCCUCAGCACAGCCUGCAGCACGGCGGGGCUCGCCUCUCCGCUCACGAGCUAGCCCCUGCCCUCUCCGGGCGCCUCCUCCAUCAGGGGCGGGAGACAUGGAGGCGGGAGCUGAGUACAUGCUGCAGUCCCUACUACUCACCUCAUCAUUCAUUUCCUAGUGGGGGGGAGGAGGAAGAGCCGGCACGGGAUGCGGGGCUCUGGGCUCGGGCUGUAUAGACCCCUGUGCCAUUCUUAGGUGCCAGCUGAUGCCCAGCGGUGACAUGUGACAGCCGAUACUCCGCAAUGUUCCGACAGGUCUGCAGUCGCCUGUGUCCUGGAGAAGAAAAUCGCGUGGGGACCCGCACUGUGUAUGUCGGGCAUCGGCCAGCUUCAGAAACCGAUGCUUAUAUUGCGCCUAAAUUCUGUGAUAACCGGAUUGUCUCAUCAAAGUACACCGUGUGGAACUUUAUCCCAAAAAAUCUGUUUGAGCAGUUUAGAAGAAUUGCAAAUUUUUAUUUUCUCAUCAUCUUUUUGGUUCAGGCAAUUGUUGAUACACCAACAAGCCCAGUAACCAGUGGCCUUCCUCUUUUCUUCGUCAUCACAGUUACCGCUAUCAAACAGGGCUUUGAAGACUGGCUCCGACAUCGAGCAGACAAGGAGGUCAAUAAGAGCACAGUGUAUAUUAUAGAAAACUGUAAACGAGUCAAGAAAGAGAGUGAGAAGAUUAAGGUUGGUGACAUAGUAGAAGUAAGAGAUGAUGAGACCUUCCCAUGUGACCUCAUCCUUCUGUCCUCCAGCUGUGGAGAUGGUAACUGCACAGUUACUACAGCGAGUCUUGACGGGGAGUCUAACGCCAAGACUUAUAUCGCUGUACGGGAAACGUCUGGUUUCUGCAGUGAAGAAGCGGUGGGCAAUCUCAGAGCCACUAUUGAAUGUGAACAGCCCCAGCCCGACCUUUACAAGUUUGUUGGACGAAUGAACAUAUACACCAAUCAGGAAGUUAAAGCAAGGUCUUUGGGCCCUGAAAAUUUGCUGCUGAAAGGAGCGACUUUAAAAAAUACAAAGAAGAUUUACGGUGUCGCAGUCUAUACUGGCAUGGAGACCAAAAUGGCUUUGAACUACCAAGGAAAAUCUCAGAAGCGCUCUGCGGUGGAGAAAUCAAUUAAUGCCUUUUUAGUAGUGUAUCUGUUCAUCCUGGUCUCCAAAGCUUCCAUCUGUACCACAUUGAAGUACGUAUGGCAGAGCAAUCCUGCCAACGACGAGCCCUGGUACAAUGAGAAGACUCGCAAGGAGAAGGAGUCAUUCAAGAUAUUAAAGAUCUUUACAGAUUUCCUUUCCUUUAUGGUUCUUUUCAACUUCAUCAUCCCUGUGUCCAUGUACGUCACUGUGGAAAUGCAAAAGUUCUUAGGAUCCUUCUUCAUUUCAUGGGACAAGGAGAUGUAUGAUGAGGAAAUAAAGGAGGGAGCACUGGUGAACACUUCUGACCUUAAUGAGGAGCUUGGGCAGGUGGAGUACGUGUUCACUGACAAGACUGGCACGCUGACAGAAAACUCAAUGGAGUUUAUUGAAUGCUGCAUAGAUGGCUACAAAUACAAGGAGACUGGAGAUGGACUGUCUGUAACCGAUGGGCCUGCUGGAUUCUAUGGAAAAGCUUCUAAGGAUAGAGAGGAGCUGUUCCUGCGGGCGCUCUGUCUGUGCCAUACCGUCCAGAUGAAAGAAGAGUGUCAGACUGACGGACCCAUUGCAUCAUCCGAGAGCAAAUGCUCCUACGUCUCUUCUUCUCCCGAUGAAAUCGCUUUAUUGACUGGAGCCAAAAAGUAUGGAUUCACCUAUAUGGGGACUGAAAAUGAUUUCAUGAAGGUGAAAAACCAAAACAAUGAGCUGGAGGUCUACCAGCUUCUUCAUGUGCUGAACUUUGAUCCUGUGAGACGGCGAAUGAGCGUGCUUGUCAGAACGAACACAGGCAAAAUUUUCCUUUUCUGCAAAGGAGCUGACUCUUCGGUGUUUAAUAGAGUGGUGCGGGAAGAGGUCGCGCGCAUUAAGGUUCACGUGGAGCAGAAUGCUCUGGACGGAUACCGGACUCUCUGUGUAGCCUACAAGGAGCUGGGCAUGGAGGAGUAUGAGAAAGUGCACAAACAGCUGGACGAGGCGAAUAUGGCUUUACAAGACCGGGAAGAGAAGCUGGCCCGAGUAUUUGAUGAUAUAGAAGACAGCAUGCACUUACUUGGAGCUACUGCUGUAGAAGACAGACUACAGGAGCAAGCUGCAGAAACCAUUGAGGCUCUCCAUGCGGCCGGCAUGAAGGUCUGGGUGCUAACUGGAGACAAAAUGGAGACGGCAAAGUCCACAUGUUAUGCCUGCCGAUUGUUUCAGAAUACCACUGAACUGCUGGAACUGACCACCAAAAACAUGGAGGAAUGUGAAAGGAAGGAGGAUCGCUUACAAGAGCUUCUCCUGGAGUAUCACCGGAAGCUGGUGCAAGAAGCACCCAAAAUAAAAGGGAGCGUCAAAAGGAGCUGGACAGGAAGCCAGGAUUACGGACUGAUAAUUGACGGUUCCACGCUGUCACUCAUCUUAAAUACCAACUGCAGCUCCAGUCCUUAUAAAAACAUAUUUCUCCAGAUCUGCCAGAAGUGUACAGCGAUCUUAUGUUGUCGUAUGGCACCCCUGCAGAAAGCACAGAUUGUUAAAAUGGUGAAAAACAGUAAAGGAAAUCCAAUCACAUUAUCUGUGGGAGAUGGAGCUAAUGAUGUUAGCAUGAUAUUGGAAGCACACGUUGGCAUAGGUAUAAAAGGAAAAGAAGGCCGCCAAGCAGCGAGAAACAGCGACUAUGCCGUGCCAAAAUUCAAGCACUUAAAAAAACUUCUUUUAGCUCACGGCCACUUGUACUACGUCAGGAUAGCGCACCUUGUACAGUAUUUCUUUUAUAAGAACCUGUGCUUCAUCCUGCCACAGUUUUUAUACCAAUUCUUUUGUGGGUUUUCACAACAGCCGCUGUAUGAUGCUGCAUAUUUGACCAUGUACAACAUCUGCUUUACCUCUCUACCCAUCCUGGCUUAUAGUUUAUUGGAACAACACAUGAGCAUCGAAACGCUAAUGGAAAAUCCUAAGUUAUAUAUGAGAAUAUCUGAUAACUCAAUGCUGCAGUGGUUGCCUUUUCUGUACUGGACUGCACUGGGAGCUUUUGAAGGACUAGUAUUAUUCUUCGGAGUUUAUUUCCUGUUCCAAAAUCCUUCACUGGAAGGCAAUGGUCAGGUAUUUGGGAACUGGUCUUUUGGAACAAUCGUCUUCACUACAUUAGUGUUUACAGUCACAUUAAAGCUUGCAUUAGAUACUCGAUACUGGACGUGGAUGAAUCAUUUGGUCAUAUGGGGCUCAUUGGCCUUUUACGUCAUCUUCUCCAUAUUUUGGGGAGGAAUCAUUUGGCCGUUCCUCAGACAGCAGAGAAUGUACUUUGUGUUUUCUCACAUGUUGACAUCCGUCUCAGUUUGGCUUGCCAUAAUUCUGCUGAUUUUUAUCAGUCUUUAUCCAGAAAUAUUGUUGAUCGUUGUAAGAAAUCUUAAGAAUGCAGGUCAAAAGCAUUUACAGGUCCAGGUGCCUAUGCUGAUAUCCUACAAAAAUGUGGAGAACGGGUGCCUCUCUCGAAUAAGAUUUGAAGAGUACAAACUGAACCCUUUACUGUCGUCUUUUGACGUAUAUCAGUGAUAUACAUGAAUACACUGUGCAAGGCCAGCAAUACCACUAAGGACGAGGAGUGCUUCUCCUUUGUGAUCUUUAUAUGUUACACACGAGAUCAAAACGGGACUUAGCUUCAGCCAAGAACACAAGACCACCAGAAGAUGCGAGAGGACUCCAUUUUCCGAUUCUUCUACUUUGGCCUUGAAGACUUGUGGAUGUUCAGACAAAGCGUCUGGAUGAACUACCUGCCUAACCCUCUUGGUGCAUGUGCUGUACACAAUAACGUCGCCUUUAUGCAAAACCUUGCACAUCCCUUGAGGAGAUGUGUUCUGCAUUUUUAUAUUCAUGAGAACAUGCAUUUAUAACAGCCGACUAACCGCAUAUUAUUGCACAGGAAUACUUAGCAGUUUGAGUUGUCUCCUUGUUUGGUUUCGUCAUUUUCCUCCACACACUGGCAGGCUUAGUUACGGAAGGUUGUUAUAUUUCAGAUUGCUGUUUCGGGCUUAAUCCUAGCAGGUAUAGCAUUACUGGUGGCUUCCGGCUACACGAGUAAUCACUAUCCAGGAUACGUCCGAUACCAGUGCAUCCAUCUGUACUUGCAUCGGGGAAUGUAACAUUGUGCAAACCUAUUGCUUCCAUCUGCAGGAAUGAAUGGUACCUGUAGGGGACUUAUCCGUGGGCAUGCAGUUAGUUUACAUUCAGCCAUGCGGACAAAAGUAAACUUCCCCUUUAACUUGUUAAGGGGGUUGUUUGGUAAUGUGGCUUUACCUACAAUGAAUGAUCAGGUUUCUCUGAGGCCGUACCAUGCAGGACUGACAGUCUGGUCCCUGUGUAGAUACAGACAUCCCUACAUAGGAUGCAUGAUGGUCAUUGAGACUCACAGGCACAUACCCAACAACUGCAUUACCUGUCAACCCCUUUAAUGAUAUUAAAGGCUACACAAACGGGCAGCGACAGUGAGGUAUGAUGGUUGUAGCUGGAAAGGAACUCAAGCAGAAUGUGCUUUCUACAAUAGUUUUUUUCUAAUAAUUUUUUUAUGUUUUAUAUUAACACCUAUCUAUAUUGCUUUAAGUCUUAGAUCGUAUUUCUUCCAUAACUAGUUUUUUGUUCCAGAUUUCCAUCUUUUUACAAUUUUGCAGUAACCAAAAGCAGCGGUCUAAUCAGUUUCUUUGCAAUGCACUGAGGUUUGCUGCAGUUUAUACAGGAGUUAAGAGACACGGUUUGUUACUGACCGUUUUGAAGAAAAAUAUAGACUAUUUAUUUAAAAAAAGGGUAUAUUUUUAUAUAGAGUGUCACAAUAGAGCAGUACUAAACAGUAGUAUUUAUUUGACUCAAUUGGCUGCGUAUCGGAAUGAAAUAUAGUCUCCUAUUCCACCACGUGUUUUCACUACCAGUCGCACAAUACUUGUGUUUACAUGGGGUCUGUAUCUUUACACUUAUUUUAGUGUAAUGUUUUACCCAUCCAAACCAUUCCAGAUUUUAAUACUAUGUGUAAUAUACAUGCAGGAAUAUGUUAUAUUUUUUUUUAUUCAAUAUGGAUUUUACAUUUGGACUCAUUUUUAGGUUUCCCUUUUUUAUACGUCACAAUUUCCCAGGUCUGGGGCGAUGCGUCCUGUUCAGAUGCUUGGUGUAAAUGGGCCGUAAAGUAAAUGUAUUUGAAAGAGACCUUUUUCUUUUUUUUUUUUGGUGGAUACGUGUAUGAACUGAUGUAAAAGUGAUUGCAAAUAUCUUGUACAAUGCAGUAUUAGUCCUCCAUUAUGUUUUUUGUGAUAUAUUUUAUGUCUAGAUUA
This is a messenger RNA of Bufo bufo (common toad), 5534 nucleotides long. RefSeq names its product ATPase phospholipid transporting 11C (gene ATP11C). NCBI's taxonomy places the organism in Eukaryota, Metazoa, Chordata, Amphibia, Anura, Bufonidae. Gene Ontology annotation, cellular component: plasma membrane; trans-Golgi network; endoplasmic reticulum. Gene Ontology annotation, biological process: phospholipid translocation. The transcript has 29 exons. The record is from RefSeq and is a predicted model, not a curated record. Gene Ontology annotation, molecular function: ATP hydrolysis activity; ATP binding; ATPase-coupled intramembrane lipid carrier activity. Bases 370 to 3771 code for a protein of 1133 amino acids.